UGCAAACCAGUUGUGAAAACUUCGAAAGCGCAAAUCCUCCCGCGAAACACGAAGGAAUAUCUCCAUCAUAUUUGCUAGUGCGCUGUGACUUAUGUGUGUCAUUAAUUCGAGUUUAAAAUGAGUCGGCAUGGUAUUAGCAUACUGACCUUGGAAGCCGUCUGACCUAGCAAUAUAGGUCAUGCGAGUCUCGAACUAUUAUAACAGUUAUCCCGGUUCGAUGGUCAAUGUCGACAACACACAUUUGACAAAGCAGUGCAGCAGGAUUUGGCUGGAUUAAGACAUCGUUCCCUCUGCUUUAAUAGAUGUCUGUUCGGAAGGAGGGUGUUAAGAGAGUUUAAACCCUACGGAAACCAACGACCCUGUGCGAGAUUAGCGAAGCGUGGUCGUCAGUAACGGGCUAUUGUAGUGUUAAAUAUGCACCAGCUUCUACUGUACUGAAACAGGAGACAUUCCGAACCACUUCGACGGUUCAUGUGUUACUCGUCUCUGAAAACACGUCGCGCUCCUUGAAUAUUUCAUAAUAGACAGCUCGCGUCAGUAAUUGGGAUUGACGUCUUUCCUGAGAAAUACAAAAGUGUGGACAUAUAUCGCCAACGUCACAUUUCCUCUGACUUAUAUACUGUACAGGUUGGGUACAAAUUAGGAAAUGGAGAUUAUUACAUCUGUGCUUGUGUGUAUUGCAAUCCUGCUGAUGAAAACAUUAUGGAAAAUGAAGAAGAAGAAAAGUCAUUUGCCAGGGCCUCCGACAUUAGAAGCGUUUAAAAGUCUCCUGAAUACGUCGUCGACGACAGGUCUUCACGUCGCCGUCACGGACUGGGCUCAGGAAUACGGCGACGUCCUGGCGCUCAAACUCCCUGGUCAAGCCAUAGUGUUUCUUAACGAAGCCGAGGUUGUAAAAGAGGUGUUUAGUUCGGAGGGUAACAAGAAACUGACGAAUGACAGACAAGGUACUUUCGCGACCAAGUUUGUCUUUGACAAUGGUUCCUUGGGGUUCCUUCAGGCGGGACAGGAACACUCCCGUCUGCGUCGUUUGUUUCAUGCGUCGCUCCACCUGUACGGCGAGGGGGUCGAAGCUUACGAGGUCCACGCGAGGGACGAGAUGGACUACGUGGUCAAUGAAAUUGCUCAGCAAGAUCAGGUGGAUCUUGAAAAGAUCCUCUCCACCUCCUUGAUGAACUGUCUUCAUAGUUUGUUGAUAGGACGACGAGCCGAACGCGAGUCACUGUCACUGUCCGCCAUGCUGGAUUUCAACAACGCCAUGAACAAACUUCUACGUUACGAACUCGAUGCUACGUUGACGAUGUUUCCGUUCCUCCGUCUCAUACCUGGUUAUUAUAAGGCUAUCUGCGACGACGUGCACGAAUCCAAGACGAGGCUACUGCACCAUUUCUUCGAACAGUCCAAGAACGAAUUCAAUGCCGAGCUGGGACAAGGUUUCAUAUACAACGUUCUCACCGAACAAGCUCGCGGGGUAGGAGGCAAGAAGGCCGAGAUCACCGACAGCCAAAUCAAGUGUUUCAUACUGGACUUUCUCAAUGCAGGUUACGUGACAACACGUGGGGCCCUGCUUGGCACAAUGCUCAGCCUCAUCAACAACCAGGACGUACAACAGAAAAUGUACAAUGAGCUUCAGACGCAGAUCGGUUCAAGGGAGGUAACUCUAGAAGACCGUCCGCAGCUGCCAUACCUCGAGGCCGUCAUUGUAGAGGCCUUGCGAUACACCAGCCAUACCCCUUUCAGUAUUCCCCAUCUCAGCCGCGGUGACAUAGAGACAAGAGGGUACACGAUACCCAAAGGCACCCUGCUGGUGGCCAACUUGUGGAACAUCCACCAUGACCACCGCGUCUACGAAGACCCUUGGGUGUUCCGUCCAGAAAGGUUUCUGGACUCUGCUGGUCGGCUACUGCCCAAAGACCAUCCCUUGAGGAGAAAAUCCAUCCCUUUCGGUAUUGGCAAGAGACAAUGUCCAGGCGAGAGCUUCGCGAAAAGCCGUUUGUUCAUGUACGUGGCAACCUUAGUGCAAAAUUUCAAAUUCCUACCACUAGAGGGAGAACGGGGUGCUUCCGCUGAUCCACGAACAUGGCGGCCGGGUGUCAUCUUACAUCUACCGGAAAUCGUCUGCAAGGUUGUGAAGAGAAAUACGUCAUGUAACUAAAUUAACGUCCUGAUUUGAAAAGAAAUCGCUGGAAACUUAAUGUGAACGAGGCUGCAACAUAAAAACAUUUUGUGCUCAGACAAUAUGUGACACUUAAAACAUGUUCGUGGGCUUCAUGAUAUGAAGUUGUCCCAUUGGAAUUGGCUGUGAAACGAGACUGAUUGAUGCCGGUGAAGUGGUCAUACACACACGAUGUGGAUGGUUCCCAGAAAAUAGAGAUUACAUGACACAGGAAUCCAACCCAAACCUAGAAUGACCAGGGUCUCCUUUCACGAAGCAACCUUUACUUAGGUCAACCUUAACUCCCAUUCUUUAACAUUGCAAUAUUGUUACCUUAGUGUCUUUGUGAAAGGAGACCCUGGUCCAGAUUACAUUGUUCUGGGAUCCAGGGCCUACAUUUUCGAAGCUCUCUUAGCACUAAGAUAGUCGUAAGUUAAUGUUAAUGUAUGGCACUUACGACUAUCUUAGCGCUAAGAGAGCUUCGAAAAUCUAGGCCCAGGAGUGUCGAGAGUUAUGAAUGGUGUCAUUGUAGAUGCGUUAAUCAGAUGUAUAUCUCAAGUGGAAUCAUGUACAUGGACAAUACGGGACAACAGAAGACUGUUACGCUCUCCGUUGCAUGUUUACAGUUCUCACGUGUAUACAUAAUAUUAGAUUUAUCGUAGUUGUAUGCGUAUGUAUAUAUAUAUCACAGUUUAAUGUACAGGUAUUAUUCUUGAUAGCAUCUCUUAGUCAUGGAAUGAUCCGCUGGUCAUGGGUUCGAUUAAUGAUCCAUGGUCUGAUCUGUCGGCACGAUACCGUGACCGGGCGGUACUGCGUGUCGAAGCGUAGCGCAGCAGACACCGGAAACCAGGCUUCUCUGCCUUGGCCUCUUUUCGGAUCACCUCCCUAUAGACUGACGCGCCCGUAUCAUCAUAACGGUAAUAUUGAUGUAAGCAACUCACUUACCCCACUCACUUGUCAUGGGUUUCUGUCUUUUUACAAGGCAGCAGUGUAAUAUAUGUAUACAUGUACUUAUCGACAAUUUGAAGCACAAACAAUGCAUUAGUUAAUAUGAAAGCUGUAUAAUGUCAAUAAAUAUUUUCAAAACUU
This is a messenger RNA of Haliotis rubra (blacklip abalone), 3244 nucleotides long. Its product is annotated as cytochrome P450 1A1-like. Bases 647 to 2155 code for a protein of 502 amino acids. Gene Ontology annotation, molecular function: monooxygenase activity; heme binding; oxidoreductase activity, acting on paired donors, with incorporation or reduction of molecular oxygen. Lineage: Eukaryota; Metazoa; Mollusca; Gastropoda; Lepetellida; Haliotidae. The record is from RefSeq and is a predicted model, not a curated record. The transcript has 6 exons.